UCUUUUAUAUAAGUAAAGAAGAGAUGUAGAAGAAUAGUUUUCUCCUGGGUAAUCAAUCUUAUACAGCUCUAAAAUCUCCACCGGUCACCAUCUUUACCAAAUCUCGAUCCAGUUCUAUAUCUGUACUGAUCAUAAAAAAAGAUUCUAUAUCUGAACGGAAACUUGUGGCUAUUAGAAGUGAGAGACAAUUAAAGUUGUCUCCUUUUGGUGCGCAUGAGUUCAAACUUGGGUGUUUAGGCAGAGGCUGUGUCCCCAUCAACCGGUUUGAAGAUGAUUUAGGAUUCAGUUGUCAAGAAACUGGUUCUUGAGUUAAUAGAUUGAUUGCUUUGAAUUGGGAUUUUAAACUUUCGAUGCCAUUAAAUAGAAACAUCUUCAUAUAUUGAGGCAAGGUGUUUCAUUAGUCUUUCUGGGGUGGUUAAUUUUCUUGGUGAUAAAAAGUAGUUCCCAUCCAACUCACUGGGAGAUCGAAGAAAAGAUGCAAAGGGUACGUGUUUCAUCGCACCAAGCACCAGUACACAAGCUAGGGGAUUCCCAGAUGACAUUAUCCCCAAAAUUUAGACUACCUGCAAUCCAAUCUUCUUUAUUGGAUCCUUCUUUAGAAUUCGAACUAUCUGUGAAAGGGGAUCCACUCAUUCCAGGACUCCCAGAUGACAUAGCUCUCAAUUGCCUCCUACGAAUUCCUGUCCAAAAUCACACAGCGUGCAAAUCCAUUUGUAAGCGUUGGUAUUUCAUGUUUAGUAGUAAGGAGCAUUUUUUCAAUAGGAGAAGGGAACUUGGGUUCCACGAUCCAUGGCUUUUUGUAUUUGCCAUCCACAAAAGUACCGGAAAGAUUCAAUGGCAUGUUCUUGACCUAAACAACUUCUCUUGGCACAAUAUACCAACUAUGCCUUGCAAGGAAAAGGUUUGCCCACAGGGUUUCCGAUGUGUUUCGGUCCCACGUGAGGGGACUCUCUUUGUUUGUGGUGGGAUGUCUUCUGACGUGGAUUGCCCCCUCAACUUGGUAUUGAAAUACGAAGUGCAAAAGAAUCGUUGGACUGUAAUGAAAAAAAUGGACACUCCUCGUUCGUUUUUUGCUUGUGUUGUCAUUGAUGGGAUGAUUUAUGUGGCUGGAGGAAACAGUACAGAUCGGUUUGAGCUUAAUAAGGCUGAGGUCCUGGAUCUUGCAAAGGGGACUUGGCGUCCUAUUGCAAGCAUGGGAACAAGCAUGGCUUCAUAUGAUGCAGCGGUUCUGAAUGGGAAGCUCCUUGUGACUGAAGGUUGGUUUUGGCCUUUUUUUGUUGUACCAAGGGGUCAGGUUUACGACCCGAGAACUGAUAUGUGGGAAAGUAUGGCUUCUGGGCUUAGAGAAGGGUGGACUGGUUCGAGUAUUGUGGUUUUUGGGCAUUUGUUUGUGGUGUCAGAGCACGAAAGGACGAAACUUAAGGUUUAUGACAUGGAUACGGAUUCUUGGGAGUUUGUAGAAGGGCGUCAUUUACCGGAACAGAUAUGCAAGCCUUUCUCAGCUAAUUGCUGUGAUAAUAGGAUCUUUGUUGUGGGACGUAAUCUCAAUGUUGCUGUGGGUUAUAUCUCUAGGGUUAGCUUGGAUGGCUCGGGUGAGAAAAAAUGGAGAUUCUCUGUUCGAUGGCAAGUGGUGGAUGCACGAGAGGAUUUCUCUGAUUUGACACCUUCUAGUGCUCAGGUUCUGUUUGCUUAAUUCCUCAGUUUGCUUCUUGUAUCAUGUUUCACUACUUGUUGGUUGAGUUGUAAAGAUUUAAAUGUCUAGAGCGAUGAUAGAUGUGUGCAAGGCUUUUAAAGUUCUCCAAUCAGGUGUACUAAUAGUAUGUGGCUUAACUAUACAUGUUUCCUUUGUUAUUUUGUUUGAUCGCCCAAUGUGCCGGGUCAAACAAUGACAAUCUUGAUUGAAGAAACGUUUUUCUUUUAUAA
Molecule: messenger RNA, 1923 nt
Organism: Rhododendron vialii
Lineage: Eukaryota; Viridiplantae; Streptophyta; Magnoliopsida; Ericales; Ericaceae
Product: F-box/kelch-repeat protein At1g30090
Exons: 2
Coding region: 476-1693 (405 amino acids)
Molecular function (GO): protein binding
Source: RefSeq, a predicted model, not a curated record